AUGGACGGACAGGGCACGCGAUCAGUUAUGGUGAUCGUUGCAGUGUAUGUGGCUCUAUAUCUGGCCUUCAUACACGAAUUAGUCGCAGAUCAAAAUGCCUCAAAUGCCCUAAGCGGCUUCUUGAAAUCGCUUGCCAUAGACAUUAGAGUUUUUCGUUUUGGGAAGGGAUCCCGGGGAACAGGCGGCGAUGAAGUGUAUGGCCUUGCUCAGUGCAGGGCUGACUUAACUCUCUCUCACUGUUUCCAAUGUUUUAAAGAUGCACGGAAACAACUCUCCCAAUUUUGUCCCACCCAAAAUGGAGGACGAGUGUAUAUUGACGGAUGUUUCCUGCGUUACGAGAAUGCUACAACUUUUACCCAGCCUUAUGACACCGACCAUACUGAUUGUGGCUCUUCCUCCAAAAGCAGCGCAGAUAAUUUUUCAGAGAAAACAGUGAAAUUGCUUAGAGAGACCAUUCGCAGAGCACAGCAAUUCUUGCGAAGAGCUGUCAAGGUUCACAGAGAAGCUUCAACGAGGCAGGCUCACAGAAGGGUUUGA
Messenger RNA from Cryptomeria japonica (Japanese cedar), 537 nucleotides. RefSeq names its product cysteine-rich receptor-like protein kinase 2. The coding region runs from base 1 to 537 and encodes 178 amino acids. Lineage: Eukaryota; Viridiplantae; Streptophyta; Pinopsida; Cupressales; Cupressaceae. The record is from RefSeq and is a predicted model, not a curated record. Gene Ontology annotation, cellular component: plasmodesma. The transcript has 2 exons.